This is a messenger RNA of Bolinopsis microptera, 2717 nucleotides long. RefSeq names its product trifunctional enzyme subunit alpha, mitochondrial-like. The record is from RefSeq and is a predicted model, not a curated record. NCBI's taxonomy places the organism in Eukaryota, Metazoa, Ctenophora, Tentaculata, Lobata, Bolinopsidae. Gene Ontology annotation, molecular function: oxidoreductase activity, acting on the CH-OH group of donors, NAD or NADP as acceptor; NAD+ binding. Gene Ontology annotation, biological process: fatty acid metabolic process. Gene Ontology annotation, cellular component: mitochondrial fatty acid beta-oxidation multienzyme complex.
UAGCAACGUCCAGUUUGUUGCGUCUUGCUUUAUAUCGUCCAUGAUAAUCUGACUUGUUUGUAUCAGUUUGAACCAUGUUACACGGAUUUCGACCAUUCAAGAACUCAGUGAACCAUGUGAGACAUCUCCGGAACAAGAUUUGUACUCGAGGUUUAACCAACAAACAUUGCGAAACAAGCAUCAGAAAUGGUGUUGGGAUCCUUAAAUUUGACACUCCGGGAUCUAAGGUAAAUGCUUUGAACGAAGAGUUCAGCUUCGAUUGUAAGGAAGCUUUCAUAGAGCUGAGAGAUAACCCAGAAGUUAAAAGUAUGGUUUUCAUGUCAGCCAAACCAGACUGUUUUAUAGCUGGUGCAGAUAUCAAAAUGCUUGCAGCAUGCGAGUCUAAAGAAGAAAUUAUGGAAUUGUCUAAAGGUGGCCAGGAGUUCAUGCAACAGAUGGAGGACUGCAAGAAACCAGUAGUGGCUGCUAUAGCUGGUAGCUGCAUGGGAGGUGGUCUUGAGAUUGCACUGGCAUGUCAUUAUCGUGUUGCACUGGAUACAAAGAAGACCUCUCUAGCUCUUCCAGAGGUAAUGUUGGGUCUAUUGCCCGGGUCAGGAGGUACCCAACGUCUACCACCACUGAUAGGCCUUCCUAACGCUCUACCCAUGAUGCUGACAGGCGCUGGAAAGAAUGCCAAACAAGCCAAGAAGCUCGGACUUGUGGAUUUGGUCAUCAAAUCAUUAGGUCCUGGUGUGAAAGACCCUAAAACUCUAAGUCACGAUUAUCUUGAGAGUUGUGCAGCAGAUGUUGCUAGGCAACUAGCUGACGGAACUCUGAAGAAACCCAAGAGACAAAGUCAGGAAUGUCUGUCAUACAAUCUACCCUUGAAAAAUAAGUAUGUGCGGAACUAUGUGUUCAAGACAGCGACAAAGGAGGUAAUGAAGAAGACACACGGUCUGUACCCUUCCCCACUGAAGAUCAUUGACUCAGUGAAGAACGGGUUGGAGAGCCCAUCUACUGGGUACGCCAGGGAGUGUGAGAACUUUGGAGAUUUAGCGAUGACUGACGAAAGCCGAGCUCUGCAGAGCAUUUUCUUCGGGAAGCAAGCUUGUGAGAAGAACCACUACGGAAAACCAGAAAGGAUGCCCCAAAACAUGGCCGUAUUGGGCGCUGGUUUGAUGGGUGCUGGCGUUGCUACUGUGAGUUUAGACAAGUUCCCUAAAGUGAUCCUGAAGGAUGUGUCGAUACCUGCUCUCAGUAAAGGAGAGGACAUGGUCAGAGAUGUCUUCCAGAAGAAGGUGAAGAGGAAGAAGAUGUCCCAAUUUGAUUGUGAUAAGCUGAUGUCAUCCCUUCACACCGAAGUUGAUUACAGUAGUUUCAAAGAUGUUGAUAUCGUUAUAGAGGCUGUCUUUGAAGAUAUCAACCUGAAACAUCGUAUCAUUAAAGAGGUAGAAGCUGCAACACCAGACCACUGUAUAUUCGCCAGUAACACAUCAGCUCUUCCCAUCGGCGACCUUGCUAAAGCUAGUGUCCGACCAGAGAACUUCAUUGGAAUGCACUACUUCUCCCCCGUGGACAAGAUGCCACUGUUAGAGAUAAUCACAACAGAUCAGACGAGCAAGGAAACCACCGCUGCAGCAGUGGAAGUGGGACUCAAACAGAAGAAAACCGUUAUUGUUGUAAAGGACGGACCUGGCUUUUACACAACACGAGUUAUUGGCGCCCUGAUGGGGGAGGCGUUCGCUUGUAUUCAGGAGGGUACUAGUCCUACUGAUCUGGACAAGCUGUUUGUUAAGUUUGGCUGGCCAGUUGGAGGUGCUACCCUUGUUGACGAGGUUGGUAUUGACGUGGCGUACAAGGUAACAAAGUACUUCCUGGAGGUGUUCGGAGAGAGGAUCAGUGCUGGAGAUCCCAGGGUUAUUGAGGAGUUGGUGGAGGCUGGUUGUUUGGGACGUAAGAGUGGUAAAGGAAUAUUCCUGUACCGCAGCUCCACAAAGGGCGGAACCAGACCCGUGAACCCUGUAGCACAGAAGAUAAUGGACAGAUACAAGAAAGAGGGACAAGUUGCUCCCCAAGGAGAGGACGUCCAGUGGAGGACGUAUCUUAGAUCAGUGAACGAGGCCGCUCUUUGUCUGCAGGAAGAUAUCAUCGCUAAUCCCGUUGACGGUAAUAUUGGUCUCAUAUUCGGUAUCGGUCACUGUCCCCAACGCGGCGGUCCAUUCCAAUUCCUCGACACAUACGGAGCACAAGCAUUUGUUGACAAGAUGAGGGGAUACCAGGAUUCUCUAGGUUUCAGAUUCGAGCCGGCUCAGAUUGUAAUAGAUUACGCCAACUCCGGCAAAAAGUUCAUGUCUAGUUAAUGUGUUACUAUCAACUCAUUUUUAAUUAGGUUAAUUUAUAAUGAUGCCAUGCUAAUUGUACGAUAUACGUUUAAAUGUUGUUUUUUCUAAUUCUAUUACCAUCUACCGCUUACAUUUUUGCACAAUAAUAUUCAUCAGUUGGUGUCACAUUUUACCUCAUCAGUUUUAUGAUAGUUAAGUGAAGAAUGUUAGGGCAUUUUCAAUUUGUUAAUCAUUGGUUGAGUUAUUUAUUCAGCUAAUAAUGUUCCAUCAGAUUGUGGCUAAACCAACUUUUGCUAGUUGAGAUAUUGUUUAAUUUCAAAAUCAAGUUCAUCUUGCCACAUUUCAUGUGUUCUUCAAAGCGAAGACAAAGUCCAUUCCAUUAAGUUGAUGAGUAAC